Molecule: messenger RNA, 405 nt
Organism: Puma concolor (puma)
Lineage: Eukaryota; Metazoa; Chordata; Mammalia; Carnivora; Felidae
Gene: CCL21
Product: C-C motif chemokine ligand 21
Biological process (GO): chemokine-mediated signaling pathway; positive regulation of GTPase activity; inflammatory response
Cellular component (GO): extracellular region
Molecular function (GO): chemokine activity; CCR chemokine receptor binding
Source: RefSeq, a predicted model, not a curated record
AUGGCUCAGUCAUUGGCUCUGAGCCUCCUUGUCCUGGUCCUGGCCUUCUGCAUCCCCUGGACCCAAGGCAGUGAUGGAGGGGCGCAGGAUUGUUGCCUCAAGUACAGCCUAAGGAAGAUUCCCGCCCAGGUUGUCCGCAGCUACCGGAAGCAGGAGCCAAGCAGGGGCUGCCCCAUCUCAGCUAUCCUGUUCUCACCUCGGAAGCGCUCUCAGCCAGAGCUAUGCGCAGACCCUAAAGAGACCUGGGUGCAGCAGCUGAUGCAGCGUCUGGACAAGCCACCAGCCCCACGGAAACAAGUCCAGGGCUGUAAGAGGGACAAAGGAGCCCCCAAGUCUGGCAAGAAGGGAAAGGGCUCCAAAGGCUGUAAGAGGACUGAACAGCCACAGACCCCAAAAGGGUCAUAG